Fraxinus pennsylvanica is the source of this 942-nucleotide messenger RNA. NCBI's taxonomy places the organism in Eukaryota, Viridiplantae, Streptophyta, Magnoliopsida, Lamiales, Oleaceae. The record is from the annotation of a GenBank genome assembly.
AUGCAGAGCGAAGGAGAGAACAAUGUGCGGACUCGAUUGGCGGAAACCCGAUUAACAUGCGAGAGAGAAAUCCCCAUUCAGCAGCAGAGGAUCGUUUCCACCGUUAUCUCCGAGCGGAAUAUUUUCGAUUCUGUCAAGUCCAAGGCCCAACAAACCAUUCAUCUUCAAGAAAGAUUGGGGAAGCUUAAAACUGAGUUAAGAGAAGCUGAGGAUGCUUUGGUAAAAGCUCUUGCCGUGAAGACUCGGAAAGAGGCAAAGCAGAUGGCCAUAAGGGACUCGAUAUCUGAGACAAAAGCUAGAAUUGAAGAACUUAAAGCAAUUGUAGAAAAUCAAAGGGCAAAGAAAGAUGAAUAUGCCAAUAUAAUAUCUCAACAGUCUGAAGCUUUGGUAGCAUAUGAAGAAAAGUGCAACCAGAUCAGUGAGCAUGAAGAACAAAUAGAAGAGGCCAUUUCAUGGUAUAAUAGGUUCCUUGGAUUCCGUAUCGAAUGUGGUCAUGGUGUAAAGUUCAUAUUUUCAAACAUUAAUCCAAAGAUUGCAAAUGAGCAGUACUCCUUUGUCAUUCGUCAUGAGAAUGAGAUAUACACAUUGCUUGAUUGCAAUCCCCCUUUGAAUGACACAAGAGAGCUGAUCUGUGAGCUGAAUAAAAGCAACGGACUGUUCAAAUUUGUCAGAACCAUGAGAGAGAAAUUCCAAGAAGUUGCAGCACAUGGAACCUCUAAUCAAAUUACAUCUCUCGAUCAAGAUUCUUCAAUGAUCUCUCCAUCAGCCCCAGUAGCUUCAGUUUCAACUGAUCAUAGAGGUGAAUCUGUGGUCAAGGAAAAGGAGAUUCAACCAGGUGAAUCUAACCACAUCUCCAGAAAGGUUGGCAAAGGACAAGCAAUUCUGUCUCCUGGAUCUGCUUCGUCCGUUCGUCGCUCCUCACGUUUAAAGGUUAGAAAAUGA